Messenger RNA from Pongo pygmaeus (Bornean orangutan), 5752 nucleotides. It is a transcript of the gene EPS8, whose product is annotated as EGFR pathway substrate 8, signaling adaptor. Lineage: Eukaryota; Metazoa; Chordata; Mammalia; Primates; Hominidae. Gene Ontology annotation, cellular component: vesicle; plasma membrane; ruffle membrane. Gene Ontology annotation, biological process: regulation of Rho protein signal transduction; Rho protein signal transduction; positive regulation of ruffle assembly. The coding region runs from base 2128 to 4596 and encodes 822 amino acids. The record is from RefSeq and is a predicted model, not a curated record. Gene Ontology annotation, molecular function: actin binding. The transcript is spliced from 26 exons.
GUUUAAUUUAUACGCUUUCGUGGACUUCUGGAAGUCAACUGACUUCGAAGGUAGGACAGCGUGGGGGGAUGGCGGGAGUAGCUAUGACAAUGAGGAGUUUUAAGAGUGAGAAAACACAAUGUCUGUGAGAACAUGGACUUCUCUUUUAGAGGCUCCAUGAGCUACUCAGAGAGGGGGUUACGAGGGUUGGUUAAGGUACGAGAGGCACAAAGUGAAAGAAGCCUCCACUACUUCAAACCACAUCAGGGCUUUUGGCAAGAGCUACAUGAAAAAUAGGCUCCCAGGCAGCCGGGCGAGGCGGGUCUGGGCUUGCAGGCUGGCGCUGAGGACCGGCAGUUGGGAGACUCUCAGGGACCCGAUGGAGGGCCUUGGGCACCACCAGUUUACCGCAUGGGUUGGAGAGACAAAAAAAGAGGAAAGCGACAAAAGGGGGAAAAUAGGUCCGAUGGCCAGAAGAGGAAGACGAAGGCUGGCUGGUCAUUAGGUGCAGCUUGUUUGCCGCCAAAGGGCAGGGGUUACGAGCUGUGCCGCCAGACCGGGUGUUGCAACCCGAGCGCUCCCUCCGCCCGGGGCGUCCAUCCUCGCCGGGGGCGAAGCUCUCCACACGCUCUUUGCCCCUUCCCGCGCCUCCUGGCUGCUAGUCAGUCCUGCUAGGGCAGUUCUGGAAACCCGCUGUCGACUAGCUGCCUUGGUCCGACUUUGAUCGCGGCCUUGAUAACUUGGCGCAGCUCCCCGUCUCCUUUCCUCCGGUCCCUCUCCCGCCCACCCGGCCUCACCGGCAGCUUCGCCUACAGCGCUGGAGUCAACCAGAACUCCGCGGCUCGGCUGCCGGCAAGACCCGGAUAGCGGAUUCCGCUCCUGGCUGCGCGGCGCGCACUCGCCCGCCCGCCCGCUCGCUCGUUCCUCGCGCGGGCACUGGGCAUGCGCGGCGCGCGGUUGGCACUGGCCGCGAGCGGGCGGGCGGCUCCAGACUUCUCAGGCAGCAGCUAGCGAGGCGGUCUCGCCCGGCGCGAGGCCGGCGCUGUGCUCGCCUGGGAGAUCGCUGCUCUUCAGCUGGGCGCAGGAGGCGGCUCCGCGGCUCGCGGACGACUGGCUGGGCGCGAAUCAGAUUGGGGGGCUUUCUCCCGGUCCCCUCCCACCUCGUCUGGGCUCGCGGCGUCUCCGGGAAAAGCCGUGGCCCCGAGGGCGGAUCCGAGGUUUUGCAUGUAAGAUUUCAUGUCAAGAAAAAAGCAAAGGCUGGGUGCAGCAGCUCGUGUCUGUAAUCUCAAGAUGAAUACUUUCAAGUGUCAAGGAGAACUUGAUUUUCCAACAACUUGAAAACAGAAGGAACUGGCUGAUAGACUUUGCAGAAGCUCUGAAAGUGUGCCUCUGGAACACCUUUAAUUUAGCCUUCAUUGGACUGAAGUAGAAACAUAAGAAUUGGAGCUUAUUUUCAUUUCUGAGGGUACCACUAUAUUGCCCAGGCUGGAUUUGAAUUCCUGGUCAAUUCUCCUGCUCAAGUGAUCCUCCUGCCUCGGCCUCCCAAGUAGCUGGGAUUACAGGUGUCAGCCACUGCAACCAGCUACAUGGCUUUUCCGGAGAUCUCUGAGAGUGAUUUCAGGUGAUACACAGUUAGUGGUAUGAGAUAAAGCACGUUGCUGCUAAAAUUCCAGACAGUCCCCAUAAACGAGUAGAAAUUGCUUCAGUUAUCUAGCAGGAUACCUAGGAGUGAGUGAUCUGUGGAUGUUGAAUUUUUUUCAUUGUGACAUAAUUCAGAAUGACAAAGUGAACUGAAGACUUAUUAUUUUCAUGCAUUGUAUGCUAUUUUAAGUUUUGGAGAAAAGAACUUUGGAGAUUUUAUUAGUCUGUUUUUACACUGCUGAUAAAGACAUACCCAAGACUGGGUAAUUUAUAAAGAAAAAGAGGUUUAAUGGACUCACAGUUCCAUGUGGCUGGGGAGGCCUCACAAUCAUGGCAGAAGGUGAAAGGCAUGUCUUACAUGGUGGCAGGGUCUCACUCUGAUGCUCAGGCUGGAGUACAGUGGCACAAUCAUGGCUUACUCCAACUUUUACCUCCCAGGCUCAAGUGAUUCUCCCACAGCAGCCUUCCGGAUAGCUGAAGCUACAGAACACACGAGUGAAAGACACAAUGAAUGGUCAUAUUUCUAAUCACCCCAGUAGUUUUGAAAUGUACCCAUCUCAGAUGAAUGGCUACGGAUCAUCACCUACCUUUUCCCAGAUGGACAGAGAACAUGGUUCAAAAACAAGUGCAAAGGCCCUAUAUGAACAAAGGAAGAAUUAUGCACGGGACAGUGUCAGCAGUGUGUCAGAUAUAUCUCAAUACCGUGUUGAACACUUGACUACCUUUGUCCUGGAUCGGAAAGAUGCUAUGAUCACUGUUGAUGAUGGAAUAAGGAAAUUGAAAUUGCUUGAUGCCAAGGGCAAAGUGUGGACUCAAGAUAUGAUUCUUCAAGUGGAUGACAGAGCUGUGAGCCUGAUUGAUUUAGAAUCAAAGAAUGAACUGGAGAAUUUUCCUUUAAACACAAUCCAGCACUGCCAAGCUGUGAUGCAUUCAUGCAGCUAUGAUUCAGUUCUUGCCCUGGUGUGCAAAGAGCCAACCCAGAACAAGCCAGAUCUUCAUCUUUUCCAGUGUGAUGAGGUUAAGGCAAACCUAAUUAGUGAAGAUAUUGAAAGUGCAAUCAGUGACAGUAAAGGAGGGAAACAGAAGAGGCGGCCCGAUGCCCUGAGGAUGAUUUCCAACGCAGACCCUGGUAUACCGCCUCCACCCAGAGCUCCUGCCCCUGCGCCCCCUGGGACCGUCACCCAGGUGGAUGUUAGAAGUCGAGUGGCAGCCUGGUCUGCAUGGGCAGCCGACCAAGGGGACUUUGAGAAACCAAGGCAGUAUCAUGAGCAGGAAGAAACGCCUGAGAUGAUGGCAGCCCGCAUUGACAGAGAUGUGCAAAUCUUAAACCACAUUUUGGAUGACAUUGAAUUUUUUAUCACAAAACUCCAAAAAGCAGCAGAAGCAUUUUCUGAGCUUUCUAAAAGGAAGAAAAACAAGAAAGGUAAAAGGAAAGGACCAGGAGAGGGUGUUUUAACGCUGCGGGCAAAACCUCCACCUCCUGAUGAAUUUCUUGACUGUUUCCAAAAGUUUAAACAUGGAUUUAACCUUCUGGCCAAACUGAAGUCUCAUAUUCAGAAUCCUAGUGCUGCAGAUUUGGUUCACUUUUUGUUUACUCCAUUAAAUAUGGUGGUGCAGGCAACAGGAGGCCCUGAACUAGCCAGUUCAGUACUUAGUCCCCUAUUGAAUAAGGACACAAUUGAUUUCUUAAAUUAUACUGUCAAUGGUGAUGAACGGCAGCUGUGGAUGUCAUUGGGAGGAACUUGGACAAAAGCCAGAGCAGAGUGGCCAAAAGAACAGUUUAUUCCACCAUAUGUUCCACGGUUCCGCAAUGGCUGGGAGCCCCCAAUGCUGAACUUUAUGGGAGCAACAAUGGAACAAGAUCUUUAUCAACUGGCAGAAUCUGUGGCAAAUGUAGCAGAACAUCAGCGCAAACAGGAAAUAAAAAGAUUAUCCACAGAGCAUUCCAGUGUAUCAGAGUAUCAUCCAGCCGAUGGCUAUGCAUUCAGUAGCAACAUUUACACAAGAGGAUCCCACCUGGACCAAGGGGAAGCUGCUGUUGCUUUUAAGCCAACUUCUAAUCGCCAUAUAGAUAGAAAUUAUGAACCACUCAAAACACAACCCAAGAAAUAUGCCAAAUCCAAGUAUGACUUUGUAGCAAGGAACAACAGUGAGCUCUCGGUUCUAAAGGAUGAUAUUUUAGAGAUACUUGAUGAUCGGAAGCAAUGGUGGAAAGUUCGAAAUGCAAGUGGAGACUCUGGAUUUGUGCCAAAUAACAUUUUGGAUAUUGUGAGACCUCCAGAAUCUGGAUUGGGGCGUGCUGAUCCACCUUAUACUCAUACUAUACAGAAACAAAGGAUGGAGUAUGGCCCAAGACCAGCUGAUACUCCCCCUGCUCCAUCACCUCCUCCAACACCAGCUCCUGUUCCUGUCCCCCUUCCCCCUUCCACUCCAGCACCUGUUCCUGUGUCAAAGUUCCCAGCAAAUAUAACACGUCAAAACAGCAGCUCCAGUGACAGUGGUGGCAGUAUCGUGCGAGACAGCCAGAGACACAAACAACUUCCGGUGGACCGAAGGAAAUCUCAGAUGGAGGAAGUGCAGGAUGAACUCAUCCACAGACUGACCAUUGGUCGGAGUGCCGCUCAGAAGAAAUUCCACGUGCCACGGCAGAACGUGCCGGUUAUCAAUAUCACUUACGACUCCACACCGGAGGAUGUGAAGACAUGGUUACAGUCAAAGGGAUUCAACCCUGUGACUGUCAAUAGUCUUGGAGUAUUAAAUGGUGCACAACUUUUCUCUCUCAAUAAGGAUGAACUGAGGACAGUCUGCCCUGAAGGGGCGAGAGUCUAUAGCCAAAUCACCGUACAAAAAGCUGCAUUAGAGGAUAGCAGUGGCAGCUCCGAGUUACAAGAAAUUAUGAGAAGACGACAGGAAAAAAUCAGUGCUGCUGCUAGUGAUUCAGGAGUGGAAUCUUUUGAUGAAGGAAGCAGUCACUAAUUUGUUUGUUUGUUUUUAAACUCCAUUGUCUUUGGCAUUAUUCCAACAUGCUUUGUUUUAAGAAGCCUUGAAGGGAAUGUCAGAUUCAUUUUUCUUGAUGUAAUUUAUCACCAUAAAAAAACCCAUGCAAACCUGAGUGAGCACAGGAUUUGCUUCUAGGCCCAUUAUUUUUAUUAAAACUGAAAAAAUUUAAACUGAAUUUUUUGACCUUGGAAAAUAUUUUUCUUACUUUACCAAGGUGAAGCUUCCUUAAUUAGAUUAAUUAUUUUAUCCCCAUCCCAGGGUAUAAACAGGAAUUGUUUUGAUAGUGGUGGAGUUAUUCACUGCAACAAAGCAACAAUGUUGUCCAUGAUUCAAAAUCUAAGCAGUUUCGAUUUUGCCUGUGAGUAUGGUGUCUGUCAUUCAGGGCGUAGCUCACUGUAGGCUAGCCUCUGCUUACUUAGGUCUCUUCUCUGACAUACUCAAUGGAAGAAUAUUUAGAUUUAUUUAAAGUUCUUAAUGCCAACAGUUUUAAAAAAAUUAAAACAUUUGAAUGAACUGUAAAGUACAGCCAUACCUUGGACAUGCAAAUAUAAAUCUAUGGAGCAUUCUCAAGACAGUUUGUCAUGGCUCUGUUGAUUGCAAUUCCUUGUAUAGCUUGUAUUUUGAUUUAGUUUAUAUUCUGCUUAUUAUGUAUACUGUGUUCUUAUAUAUGAGAAAGCACAAAUGGGAAAGAGGUCAUGUUUGCUCAAAAUCUAGCAAAGGAAGUAGUCUGCAUUGGUGUGCAUUACAGUAUUUUGCUUAAUGAAAGCCUCAGUUCUGAAUGUUGAUAUGAGUAGUUAAAAGGAAGUGGGGCCAUUUUAUGUGUUUAUCUGUGUCAAGUAUUUCUGGUAAUAAGAAGCACUUAAUUUACACGUAUUUUAAUCCUGUGAAAGAUUCCACAUAGAGAAAAGAAAGAUACCUAACCUUCAACAAAUGUUAUUUUUGGAAACACAAUUUUUGUCAUUAAAUGUUAUAUUAUUUCACAUAUAUAAAACAGAUGUUAUGUAAGAAUGUUGUAUAUUUUAACAUAAAUCAUUUAGAGAAAUUAUCUAGAUUCAUUAAUUUUCAUAGUGCCUUUUUCACAUGAGUCAGCUGGAAAGUCUGCAAUAAACAGUAUUUGCUGUCUGUUAAUAAA